Molecule: messenger RNA, 2163 nt
Organism: Aphis gossypii (cotton aphid)
Lineage: Eukaryota; Metazoa; Arthropoda; Insecta; Hemiptera; Aphididae
Exons: 7
Coding region: 469-1941 (490 amino acids)
Molecular function (GO): protein binding
Source: RefSeq, a predicted model, not a curated record
ACUCCAUCGAAAAAGUUGUCGGCUGUCUGCGCGACGCGCGUUAUUCACGACACACUACACUACACAGUGCACAGUCUCGUUUACUUGUUUGUCGUUUCAUAACUGAUGAAAUUUUCGUGUUUAAUUUUUGUUUAAGUACAGUUAUACAAUUUUGUUUACUUCAUGAGGACUAAAUACUUAAUACUUUCAACAUACCUACUGGACUGGUCGGUUGUCAGCCGGUCAAUACAAAGUAUCUGUAUACUGUACUAGAGACUCUCUUGCAUUGUAAGCUUUUUACUUCUCUAGUAGCGUAGUGCGGAUUUCCUGCGGCUUGUGUUGUACGUUAUUGCGUUCUCGUCUGUCGUUUACUACUACCACUAUACUUCUAAGCAGAUAUAUCUUUUGAAGUCCAUUAUCAAAAUUCUGGUCAUACGCUUGUGUGGAUCACUUGUUGUGUUUAUUUGAAAAUUCAUACGUGUUUGAACUAUGGAUACAUUACCAUCUGACAUGUUUUAUUCAAAAUAUUCAGAAAGUGAUGCACCAAUAUCUGUCAUUACGGAAAUCUUGUCAGAAAACGAUCCUAUAAAAUUUGAAAAUAUCUCCAACCAGUUUAAAGCAUUAAGAUUUACAAAAGUACGACAUUUGGCACAAGCAACCUUAGAAAAAGCUAGCUUAAUAAAAUUGAGUGGUAAUUCUUUAACACUGCUUUAUAGAGCUUUCGAGAUGUAUGAUAAACACCUUGAUGAUCUUCAAACAUCUGCAAAAUUAGAAAAUCAAAUUGGAAAUUUUAUCAGAACUCAACAAAUAUGUAAAGAAUUACUUAAUCAUAAACCUUUUGAUGUAAGUGUUGUAAAUCUAUUGGCUGAAUCAAAUUUUAAAUGCGGGAACUAUGAAAAAUCUCGUAGUUACUUGAUAAUAGCACACAUUUUGGAUCCAAAUUCUUUCCAAAUAUUGCUUAACCUUGCAUGUAAUUAUUGGAAACAAUCUAGGUAUGAUUACGCAAAAUUUUUCAUACUUGAAGCUAUAAAGAAGUCAACCAGUUUUAAUAUUUGUUGGAUUUAUUAUGCUGAAAUAUUAGUUAAAACAAAUGAUAUAGCAAUGGCUGAAUUUGUUUAUAACCAGAUUUUAAGAUUACAACCGGAUUCAUAUACUGUACGAAACAAUUAUGGAAAAUUCCUUCUCUCACAAAACAAAGUAGAAAAUGCUAAAAAGCAAUUUAAAAUUGCCCAAAAAAGUGCCAAUAAUUGUGAAGCUUUGAGUAAUUUAGGAGAUGUAUAUUAUACGACUAAGAAAUAUGACAAAGCUAUUUUAAAUUAUCAUAAAGCUUUAGAAAUAAAGCCUAAUUUGAAAAUAACUUUGUUUAAUUUGGGAAUGGUUUAUUUACAAAUAACUGAGUACCAAAAAGCAGUUGAGGCAUUUGAAAAAACUAUGAAAUUGGAUUCAGAAAAUGCUGCAGCUUUAAGAUAUUUAGCAAUUGCAUAUUGUUAUUUAGAUAACAUGUUAAAGUCUGUAGAAACCUACAAAAGAUGUUUGGAAUUAUUACCUGAUGAUUUGGAAGCUAAUUUAGAAUUAGGUCUUGUCUAUUAUCACAACCUAAACAAUUUGCAUGAAGCUGAAAAUUAUUUUAAGAAAUGUAUACAAUUGUGUCCAGAAAGAGAAGAUUUGUACAAGAAUCUUCUCGGAGUUUAUCAACAGUUAAAUAAACGUGGAGAUGCAUCAAAUGUUUUCAUAUCAUUAGGUGAUUUAUUUUUGAAAAAAUCUGAUCUAGAAAACGCAAGAAAUGCAUUUACAUCUGCUUUGUUUUUAAAUCCUAUAAAUACUGAUGGUCAUUGGAAACUCGGACUUACUUUGCAUAAACUAGGUCAUUAUGAAUUGGCUAUAAUUAGGUAUAAGAAAGCUGAUGAAUUGGCACAAAGCUUAGGCCAUCUUUCAUGUUAUUCUGGAGUUAAGAGCAAAUGAUAACACUUAUAACCCGUUCAGUUUAUCUUGGCCAAUGUAUUAUAGGCCUAUAAUCAACAACGACAAUAAAAAUACAUUUUUUGGCUUUUCUUGCAUUUUGUCUUAUAAUAAUUUUCAUUUAUUAAUACUUUUUUAAAACUUAAUAGUGUAAUUUAUGUAGUUUUACAUAUUAUGUACUAAAAAUACACAUGACAUUAUAUUAUUCAUGAUUUUUUUUUUUUA